AUGAGCGCGAUUCUUGCCUACGUACAUCGCUGGCGAUUAAACUCAAAGCUAGCGAAAUCUGAUCGCCGCAAGGGCCUUCUGUUCUUGCGGGAGUUAUCUUUCGGAUUGGUGACGCUUCUCAGAACCCACAUAUCUACGUUACAUGGGAACUACCGUUUGGUGCACAAUUAUCUGUUGCAGAAAUAUUGGAUCCUGCGUGCCAAUACCAUCAUUCGGCGCAUUGUACGAAAUUGCGUCAGGUGCACUCGUCACAACGCCAUCACCCUCGAGCAGCAAAUGGCGCCGCUGCCGGCCAUCCGAGCCAAACCGGCUCUGCCAUUUGCGCACUUUGGAGUCGACUUCGCCGGCUACUUCUGCGUAAAGGCCUCAUCUGGGCGAGGGCAGAAGACCUCUAAGGGAUACGUGGCAGUGUUCGUGUGCCUCGUCGUCAAGACCAUUCAUCUGGAGCUGGUCUCUGAUCUGACGACUGACGCGUUCCUGGCGGCAUAUCGUCGCUUCACCGCCCGGCGUGGACUCUGUCAGGUCAUUUACUCUGACAACGGCAUCACCUUUAAGGGCAGCGAGGCCGAGCUACAUAGACUCUUUCGGAGACCUCCGCCACCGGUCAGGCCGUAG
Messenger RNA from Nylanderia fulva, 615 nucleotides. The record is from RefSeq and is a predicted model, not a curated record. NCBI's taxonomy places the organism in Eukaryota, Metazoa, Arthropoda, Insecta, Hymenoptera, Formicidae.